UUCUGGCAGGAAGAUGGUGCCUCUGCCCCUCAAGUGGCCACUUGCAAGCAUGUCAAUUCUAUUUUCCUCACUAUUGACCCUCUUAGCUGUGUUAACUCCUUCUCUGUGUCACAGUAGUGACACUACAUCUCCAAAAGCUAGUGACGGAUCUCCAUUUCCAUGGAACAAAAUGAGACUUCCGGAGUAUGUCAUCCCAGUUCAUUAUAAUCUCAUGAUCCACGCAAACCUCAGCACAUUGACCUUCUGGGGCACCACGGAAAUAGAAGUCACAGCCAGCCAGCCCACCAGUGCCAUUAUCCUGCAUAGUCACAACCUGCAGAUCUCCAAGGCCACCCUCAGGAAAGGAGCAGGACAGGGGCCAGCUGAAGAACCACUGAGGGUCCUGGAAUAUCUCCCGCAUGAACAAGUCGCUCUCUUAGCUCUGGAGCCCCUUCGUGCUGGGCUCCCAUACACAGUUGUCAUUGACUACGCUGGCAAUCUGUCUGAGACUUUCCAUGGAUUCUACAAAAGCACCUACAGAACCAAGCAGGGGGAAGUAAGGGUACUUGCAUCCACACAGUUUGAACCAGUGGCAGCCAGAAUGGCCUUUCCCUGCUUUGAUGAACCAGCCUUCAAAGCGAGUUUCUCCAUCAAAAUCAGAAGGGAGCCGAGGCACGUGGCCAUCUCCAACAUGCCAUUGGUGAAAUCUGUGAUUAUUGCCGAUGGACUCGUAGAAGACCAUUUUGACGUCACUGUGAAGAUGAGCACCUACCUGGUGGCCUUCAUUAUUUCAGAUUUUGAGUCUGUCAGCAAGAUGACCAAGAGUGGAGUCAAGGUCUCUGUGUAUGCUGUGCCAGAUAAGAUAAACCAAGCAGACUAUGCCCUGGAUGCUGCUGUGACUCUUCUAGAAUUUUAUGAAGAUUAUUUCAGUAUACCAUAUCCUUUACCCAAACAAGACCUUGCUGCUAUUCCUGACUUUCAGUCUGGUGCCAUGGAAAACUGGGGCCUGACGACAUAUAGAGAGUCCGUUCUGUUGUUUGAUGCCGAAAAGUCUUCUGCAUCCAGUAAGCUCAGCAUCACAAUGACUGUGUCCCACGAACUUGCUCACCAGUGGUUUGGGAACUUGGUCACUAUGGAGUGGUGGAAUGAUCUUUGGCUAAAUGAAGGAUUUGCCAAGUUUAUGGAGUUCGUGUCCGUCAGUGUGACCCAUCCUGAACUGAAAGUUGAAGACUAUUUCUUUGGCAAGUGUUUUAGUGCAAUGGAGGUCGAUGCGUUAAAUUCCUCACACCCUGUGUCCACACCUGUGGAGAAUCCUGCUCAGAUUCGGGAAAUGUUUGAUGACGUUUCUUAUGAAAAGGGUGCUUGUAUUCUGAACAUGCUGAGGGAGUAUCUCAGUGCCAGUGUGUUUAAAAGUGGAAUUGUGCAGUAUCUCCAAAAGUAUGCCUAUAAAAAUACAAAAAACGAGGACCUGUGGAAUACGAUGGCCAGUAUUUGCCCAGGAGGAGAUGGUACACAAACCACGGACAGCUUUUGUUCCCAAAGCCAGCAUUCAUCUUUCUCCUCCCACUGGCGUCAGGAAGGUGUGGAUGUGAAGGCCAUGAUGAACACCUGGACGUUGCAGAAGGGCUUUCCCCUGAUAACCAUCACAGUGAGAGGGAGGAACGUGCACAUGAAGCAGGAAUACUACCUCAAGGGGUCUGACAGUGCCCCAGAAACCGGGUACUUAUGGCAUGUUCCAUUGACAUUCAUUACCAGCAACUCAGACUCAGUCCAGAGAUUUUUGCUGAAGACAAAGACAGAUGUGCUCAUCCUCCCAGAAGCAGUGGAGUGGAUCAAAUUUAAUAUGGGACUGAAUGGCUAUUACAUUGUGCAUUACGAAGAUGAUGGAUGGGAUUCUUUGAGUGGCCUCUUGAAAAAGACACACACAGUGAUCAGUAGUAACGAUCGAGCAAGUCUCAUUAACAAUGCAUUUCAGCUUGUCAGCAUUGGAAAGUUCUCAAUUGAAAAAGCCUUGGAUUUAACCCUGUACUUGAAACAUGAAGCUGAAAUUCUGCCUGUGUUCCAAGGAUUGAAUGAGCUGAUCCCUAUAUAUAAGUUAAUGGAGAAAAGAGAUAUGACUGAAGUGGAAACUCAAUUCAAGGCCUUCCUCAUCCAGCUACUGCGGGACCUCAUUGAUAGGCAGACCUGGAUGGACGAGGGCUCAGUCUCCGAGCAGAUGCUUCGGAGCCGGCUCCUCCUGCUGGCCUGUGUGCUCAAGUAUCAGCCCUGUGUGCAGAGGGCAGAAGGCUAUUUCAGGAAGUGGAAGGAAUCCGAUGGAAACAUGAGCCUGCCUGUUGAUGUGACCCUGGCAGUGUUUGCUGUGGGGGCACAGAACACUGACGGAUGGAAUUUUCUUUUUAAUAAAUAUCAGUCUUCUUUAUCCAGUACCGAGAAAAGCCAAAUUGAAUAUGCCCUUUGUGUAAGCCAAAAUAAGGAAAAGCUUCAGUGGUUGCUAGAUCAAAGUUUUAAGGGAGACAUAAUAAAAACUCAAGAGUUUCCAUAUAUUCUUACACUCAUUGGCAGAAACCCAGUGGGAUAUCCAUUGGCCUGGCAGUUUCUGAGGAAAAAUUGGAACAAACUUGUACAAAAGUUUGAACUUGGAUCACCUUCCAUAGCUCACAUGGUCAUGGGAACAACAAAUCAAUUCUCUACCAGAACAAAACUUGCAGAGGUAAAAGGAUUCUUCCACUCUUUGAAAGAAAGUGGCUCUCAGCUCCGUUGUGUCCAACAAACUAUUGAAACCAUCGAGGAAAACAUACGUUGGAUGGAUAAAAAUUUUGACAAAAUCAGAGUGUGGCUGCAACAUGAAAAGCCUGAACUGCUGUCCAGAUGCUGAUCUGUGGAGCCCAAGCCAUCGGGUGUCCUUGCCCUCUGGAUAUUGGUCAAGGGGGAGCCCCAGGAGUCUGCCCCUUCUGGAAAAGCAGAGAGCAUUUAUGCUCAUAGGAAACACCUUUCAUUUAAAGUUGUACUGGAGAGCUGUUUAGAGAGAUGAUGUUUUUCUCUCUUGGCUCAUCUGGCCAAUUUUUAAUUUCCUUAAGACUUCAUAAUU
Messenger RNA from Fukomys damarensis (Damara mole-rat), 3067 nucleotides. It is a transcript of the gene Erap1, whose product is annotated as endoplasmic reticulum aminopeptidase 1. Gene Ontology annotation, cellular component: cytoplasm. Bases 14 to 2854 code for a protein of 946 amino acids. The record is from RefSeq and is a predicted model, not a curated record. Lineage: Eukaryota; Metazoa; Chordata; Mammalia; Rodentia; Bathyergidae. The transcript is spliced from 19 exons. Gene Ontology annotation, molecular function: metalloaminopeptidase activity; zinc ion binding; peptide binding. Gene Ontology annotation, biological process: peptide catabolic process; proteolysis.